Protobothrops mucrosquamatus (brown spotted pit viper) is the source of this 2312-nucleotide messenger RNA. It is a transcript of the gene QSOX2, whose product is annotated as quiescin sulfhydryl oxidase 2. Gene Ontology annotation, cellular component: Golgi membrane. The record is from RefSeq and is a predicted model, not a curated record. Gene Ontology annotation, molecular function: flavin-dependent sulfhydryl oxidase activity; protein disulfide isomerase activity. The transcript is spliced from 12 exons. Bases 1 to 2058 code for a protein of 685 amino acids. NCBI's taxonomy places the organism in Eukaryota, Metazoa, Chordata, Lepidosauria, Squamata, Viperidae. Gene Ontology annotation, biological process: protein folding.
AUGGCGGCGGCGGUGGCGGUGGCGGCGGGGCUGGGCUCCGGUCCGGCGCCCCUGGGGCCGCGGCGGGCGCUGCGGUGGCUCUUGGCGCUGCUGGCGGUGGCGGCGCCUCGGCCGGCCGGGGCGGGUCUGUACCAGGCCGGCGUGGACCCGGUGUGGGUGCUGGAGGGCGGCUCGGUGCGGGGGGCGCUGCGGGACGCGGCCUCGGCCUGGCUGGUGCAGUUCUACUCGUCGUCCUGCGGACACUGCGUGGCCUUCGCGCCCUCCUGGCGCGCCCUGGCCGGGGACGUCCACGAGUGGGAGCCCGCUAUCCGGAUUGGCGUGCUGGAUUGCGGAGAUGAGAAGAACUACGAGCAGUGCAAAGAGUAUGGGAUUCAGUAUUAUCCAACUUUCAGGUAUUUCAAAGCUUUCACCAAGCAGUUUACAGUUGGAGAAAAUCAUCACGCAACCUCAGAUCGGGACCUUCAGACCGUCCGCCAAACAAUGAUUGAUUUUCUGCAGAACCACUCCCGGGAAGCGAAGCCAGCCGCGUGCCCCAAUCUGGAGCCAACUCUGCCAGAAGAAGUAUUUUCCCUUUUCAGAAAACACAGUCAGCAUUAUACUGCCAUUAUUUUUGAAAACGGGAGCUCCUAUCUCGGCCGAGAGGUGAUCUUGGACCUGGGUCAGUAUGAAAAUCUUGCUGUCAGACGGGUUCUAAAUUCUGAGACAGAUUUACUUAAAAACCUUGGUGUUACUUCGGUCCCUUCAUUGUACCUGAUUUAUCCCAAUGGAUCUCGUGGAUUAAUUAACAAUUUGAAGCCUCUCCGGUCUUUCUUUUCUUCCCAUUUAAAGUCACUCCCGGGAGUUAGAAGGAAACUCGCUUCUCCACUCCCUCUUCUCCAGCCAAAGAGACCAGGAAACACGGACAUGAAGGAAUGGAAAGAGUCUGACCCGUCCAAAUUAUAUAUGGCUGACCUUGAAUCUGGGCUGCAUUAUUUGUUCAGGAUAGAAAUGGCCACCCACAAAACCUUGGAAGGGGCUGCGCUGAGGGCCUUGAAAGAUGUCGUUAUAGUCCUAGCCAAGCUCUUUCCUGGCCGUCAGCCUGUGAUGAAGUCGCUGGAGACGUUACAGGUGUGGCUGCUGAGCCUCCCGUUGGACCGGAUCCCCUACGAUGCCGUCCUGGACCUGCUCAACAAUAAAAUGCAUAUCUCGGGCCUGUUCCUGCCCAGCCGGCUCCAGUGGGUCGGGUGUCAGGGCAGCCAGGUGGGACUGAGAGGUUACACCUGUUCCUUCUGGAAGAUCUUCCACUCAUUAACAGUUCAAGCAGCAGCCCAGCCCAGAGCCUUGCUCAACACCGGUUUUGAGGACGAUCCCCGGGUGGUUCUCCAGGUCAUGCAGAGAUACGUCCAGGAUUUCUUUGGCUGCCGAGCCUGCGCAGAUCACUUCACGGAGAUGGCCGGAGCGUCUCUGGGUUCGGUGAAGAGCUGGGACGAAGCUGUGCUGUGGCUCUGGGAGACGCACAAUGUGGUGAACGCCCGGCUGGCAGGGGACUUGAGCGAAGACCCCCAGUUCCCCAAAGUGCAGUGGCCCCCCCGGGCCCUUUGCCCCGCGUGCCACAAGGCGACCCAAGGCCCCCCUGCCUGGGACAAGACGCAGGUGCUCCAGUUCCUGAAACAGCAUUACGGCAGCCACAACCUCGUCCACACCUACCUGGAGGAAGCCGACAACGCCGACGAACGAGAGCGCCAAGGUGGAGGAGAGGCGUUUCCGAAGGAAGCUGCUAGGGAGGGCAACAAGGGCCACCUUCCGCAGAAGCCCUUGGGCUCAGAGUCCAAAGGGCCGGACCAUGGGAUCGCCAAGGAGGACUCCAUAGUCGAUCCGGGGAAAAGGCCGGCUGGCGCAGUGGCCGAGCAGGAGAGGAAGCAGGCGGUGUCGUUCUUGGGAGUCGGCUUCUCCAACAUCGACAUGAGCCUCUGCAUCGUCCUCUACGUAAUGUCGUCUUUAUUCUUAAUGAUCAUGUUCUUUUUCUUCCACGUGAGAUCCAAGCACUGGAAAGUGAGACACAACCGCCCCUACGUAUAGCGGAUCCUUUGGAAAUCAACUUUCUGUCUGGAAAUGGCUCUCUUCUGCUCGCCUACAACUCGGCUAGCAGGGAAUCAGGGAUUUUUUCUUUUUCUUUUUUACAGUGCAACGUUUUCGUUUUCAAGCGACCGUGCCAUUGUUCCUCAUCCUCAUUCACUGGUGUUCUGCUUCUCUACCGGUGGACACACUGAAUUUGGAACGGUGUACAAAAAGGUGUUUUUCUGAAGAACAUUAAAACGGUUCUGGUGAUCUUC